Messenger RNA from Ilyonectria robusta, 2561 nucleotides. RefSeq names its product WD40-repeat-containing domain protein. Gene Ontology annotation, cellular component: anaphase-promoting complex. Lineage: Eukaryota; Fungi; Ascomycota; Sordariomycetes; Hypocreales; Nectriaceae. Gene Ontology annotation, biological process: positive regulation of anaphase-promoting complex-dependent catabolic process; anaphase-promoting complex-dependent catabolic process; positive regulation of ubiquitin protein ligase activity. Gene Ontology annotation, molecular function: anaphase-promoting complex binding; ubiquitin ligase activator activity; protein binding. Bases 369 to 2177 code for a protein of 602 amino acids. The record is from RefSeq and is a predicted model, not a curated record. The transcript has 2 exons.
AUCACCUUCAACCCGCAUCCCUCUACUCAUCCACGACUCUCAAACCUUCACAAAGCCUUGGGCUUUGCUGUAAACUUCUCUCAAUCGCUUUUCGAAAGACAUCUUGCAAGUCCGCUAGAUCAUAUCGCUCCGACGCCAUCUGAUCGCCCUCCGACUUCGCCGUCUGUUCGUGAAAGACAUUUCGAUUUUAUCGAACAUUGAACACGAUACAAAAAUACUAAUAACCAGGAACCUUUAGCUAGAGUCUCUUGGAGCUCGUUCGAUAUCCUCGAGGCUCGAAUUUCGUUCACGCAUUCGCGUGCUACUUGCUUGGAGAUCCCACUUACACGCUCUCACCUCCCGUCUGACACACCCUAAAGUCAUCCACAAUGGCCACCGCUACUGUGUCGACUCCUAUCAAGUCCCACAAGGGACUUUUCUCCUCCCGUACCGCCGGCGGACGGAUGCCCCUGACCCCUUCACCUCGCGGACAGUCAUCGGUCAACAUCCCUGUCAACCUCAACUCCUCCCCCUUCACCCCUGAGAGACAGUCCAGCAAUGACUUCCGGCCAUCCACAAAGUCCAGCACUUAUGGCGGUAACCUCAUGGCACACCUUUCCAGACCCAGCUCCCACCGCGAUUCCCCCAAGUCCAACAUCGCACGAGGUGUUCAGACCCCUCGCAAGGCUCUGGAGCUUGGCGUCUCUGACUUCACUCUCACCGGCACCGGACUCGUCAUCAAGACCCCCUCCAGUUCCAAGUGCAAGAAGGCUCCCCUGCGACAAAAGGCCGCCAAGACGACUGUGAGCUACGGUGGUGACCGCUUCAUUCCCAAUCGGGGAGCGAGCUCUGCCAUCGCCAACGCCGGCUCCGGCAAGCUUGACUUGGCUGACAGGAAGCGAUCUAAGAACAACAGCACGGAGAGCUCUUCCGUCCUGUCCACUGCUGCUGACGAGGCCUUGGCUGCUCUUGAGAACCUCAACAUCAACGAUGAUGACGACGAGCCUGAGACAUACUCCCGUCCCUCCCCCAACACCGUGGCCUACCAAGAUUCAUUGGCGAAUGCCUGCGGUGUCAGCCUGAACACCCGUAUCCUUGAGUUCAAGCCUGCUGCUCCCGAGUCUUCCAAGCCUAUCGACCUCCGACAGCAGUACAACCGACCUCUCAAGGCGGUCGGUGCUAGCUCUGCUCAGCUGCGACGUCGCAUUGCUACCGCCCCUGAGCGCGUCCUCGAUGCCCCUGGUCUGAUUGACGACUACUAUCUGAACCUCCUUGAUUGGAGCUCGGGUAACCAGGUUGCCAUUGGUCUCGAGCGCAACGUCUACGUCUGGUCUGCCGAAGAAGGUAGCGUCAGCUGUCUUCUCGAGACCUCCCCUGACACCUAUGUUAGCAGCGUCAAGUGGUCCGGGGACGGUGCCUACGUCAGCGUCGGCCUCGGUACUGGCGAAGUCCAAAUCUGGGACGUCGCCGAGAGCCAGAAAAUCCGCAGCAUGUUCGGCCACGACACCCGUGUUGGUGUCAUGGGCUGGAACAAGCACCUCCUCUCCACCGGUGCCCGAAGUGGUCUCGUCUACAACCACGAUGUCCGCAUCGCUGAGCACAAGGUUGCUGAGCUCGUUUCCCACACCUCCGAGGUCUGCGGCCUGGAGUGGCGAUCCGAUGGCGCUCAGCUCGCUACCGGCGGCAACGACAAUUUGGUUUCCAUCUGGGACGCUCGCUCCCUGUCCGUCCCCAAGUUCACCAAGACUAACCACAAGGCUGCCGUCAAGGCCCUCGCUUGGUGCCCGUGGAACAUGAACCUUCUCGCAACUGGCGGCGGUUCCUACGAUCGCCACAUCCACUUCUGGAACUCCACCUCUGGCGCCCGCGUCAACAGCAUCGACACUGGCUCCCAGGUCACCUCCCUCCGCUGGAGCCCCCACCAGCGUGAGAUUGUCAGCUCUAGCGGCUUCCCCGACAACUCCCUGAGCAUCUGGAGCUACCCUACUCUCGUCCGUAACGUGGAGAUUCCCGCUCACGAGAGCCGUGUUCUCCACAGCUGCCUGAGCCCCGAUGGCCAGAUGUUGGCUACUGCUGCUGCCGAUGAGAGCUUGAAGUUCUGGAAGAUCUUUGAGAAGAAGGCUGGCGCUUCCGCUGGCAUCGGUGCCUCUGGCGCCUCUAGCAAGGCCGACAUGGUUAAGCAGAUGACCAUCCGAUAAAUGAAAUGCCAGUACCAACUGGGUCAGGUAGGUAUGAACCUUUCACUGGUAUUUGGGUCUCUCGGAGUUGUGCAAAUUGAAGCAUGGAGUUGGGGAGUCUACUUCCUCUUGCUCGUGGUAUGAAAGCGCUUCUCCACGCAGGGACGACACAACGGAAUGGUCAUGAGCUAUGAUGCGAUAUCCUUGGGGACGAAGCCACAAUAUGGUUAGCGGUGUAGGAGUAAUAUUUGUUUUUGAAAUUGAACUACCUAGGGCGUUGAUUGCGAAUAAUUUGCGAGCGUGUGCCAUUAAAUGAGAUUAAUCUUGCUCAUGAGAUUGUUGCCUGUGUCUUACAGGUAGUGACGGAGUCAUCCAUGAUAGCCGUGGUGUUUGGUUCAACAUUCC